CAUUUCCUGUUACUAUUGUAUCACACUCCCAUGUUUUCCGUCUCAAACAGCAACCGUUAUGUAAACCACAGACGUUGUCACUGUCGUGUGAUUUGUCGCACAUAUAAAGUUAGUGAACACGUCCCGUCACCGCAGAGGGAAACAACAUGGCGACCAACUGUGUGGUUUUCCAGAGCAAGUUAACCUCCAUCAUGGAGAUCUUCGCUAAAGCUGCUGUGGUGGAGAUCAGUAAACUGUGGGAGGACGGGUUCAACCUCGUUCAGGUGGAGCUGCGCCGCAGAGAGAGCGAGAUUGAAGCUCUGAACAGAAAGCUGCUGAUGAUGGAAAAAGAGCGGUGUCACACUACAAGUCUGUCUUCAUCAUCAUCUUCCUCAUCAUCUUCCUCCAAAAGAGAGCAACAUAACGUGCUGCUGCUGCCGCCCAACGGUGAUGGGCCGAUUUUAGAUUCAGUGCAGACAUUGUGUUCUGAUCAGAGCGUCAGAGAGAAGGCGGACACUUCAGCGAAUCACCAAACAUCACCAUCACAGACAGAAGAGAUACAAUGUGAGCAGCUCAAGUCGGACCUCUGUUUGAGUGACGAGGAUGACGAUGAAGACCUAAUAGUGAAGCUCGAGGACGAGGACGACGUUCAGAUCGUGGAGCAGACUGUGGAAACGGAUCACAGCGUUAACGAUGGUCACCUUGAGCUGGAAGUGGACCUCCAACCUGUCGAGGCGAUGGAGGAACAAGAGAGCCAGCAGUGGUCGUCUGUUUCCGUGGGAGACAGCGACACUGCGGACGACUCGGACUGCUUCUUUGAGCCGAAGCAGCUGGCACAACAUCUGGACUCAGAAAUCCUGCUCAUUCAGAACGCUUUGGACAUUUUUGAAAGUUCCUCCGAGGCAGCGUACUCGGACAGGUUUAUGAGGGAUGAUGGACAAGGUGCAUCGAGUAAAUCAACCAUGACUUUAAGCCAAGCUCAGCCAAGUCAAACUAUAGAAGCAUUAAACCCAGAGAGAGGAGUGUCCAUCAGGUUCUGCCCAGAUAAACAAUCUCCAACUAAAGACUUAUCAGCUUUUAACCCGGACAGCCGAUUCUUUCUUUUUAACGACCCCGAGUUGCAUAAAACGAUAGCGAGUGGCCGCAUUAAGGAGAAGUGGUACAUCUGCCCGUUCUGCGGUAAAAGCUUCGAUCGCGUCAGCCAUCUGGAGAUUCAUCAGAGGAUUCACACGGGAGAGAAGCCGUACACAUGCGAGACGUGUGGAAAGUGUUUCUCUCAGAGGAGCAACCUGCGCACUCACCAGCGGACUCACAGAGAGGCUAGUCUUAACCAAAACGCAGUUUGAAGAUUGUUGUGCGAAAAGCUAGAACUAUGUGUGUCGAGAUGAACUAACCAAUUCCCUUUUUAUAAUACUAAAGAGUAAUGUAGCUGACUGAUUUUACUGUGCAUUUGUUCUUUAUUUUAAAAUAUAUUUUAACUUUGACAUAGGUUGGAGUGUAAAGACUCAUGUUUGGACUUGUGUACUGUUCGUUAACCCAGCCAGUUAAGAGAUUCAUAAAGAAAACAAACAUGUGGGGACAUCCCGCACCUCUCGCACGAUGGUUAACUUUGCAAAUCUACACAUGAACAUUAUUUCAGUUAUCAGAAAUAAUGAGGAUGUUAACUUGUAAACCAGGAAAUCUAAUAUAAGUUUAAAAAAUGUUGCGUUUCUGCAGCAGCUGUGAUCUAUGAUCCUUCCAUCUUCAUGUUUGAGGUAACACAAACUAAAUUGUUUGAAGUUUUAAUAAAGAACAACGACUCAUACGCUGUACUUUUACAAAUAAACCUUUUAACAUGUAUAUGUCUCUUUUUCAAUUUCAUAGAAAAACAAAAAAUGUACAUUUCGACACAACCGAGACGCUGAUACAGAUCGUUGCUCUGCUGUUUGGGUCUGGUUAUGGAUACCAGUUAGCUGCUUGUAUCCAUAGAGUAACCGUCUGUGUUCAGGUCUGCACCCUUUUUGACAUUCUUGUAGUUGGCCUUUAAUGACUUACAUUUAUACAGUAUCUCCUUAUAGCUCUUCCUUAUUUACAUACAUAUGUUACAUACACAAAUUCACACACAUCAGCUGCAUCCAGGCUGAAAAUACCAAAGCUUUGAGGACAGUUGACUCUUGAUAUGACCAGGCAUUAGAGCUCAGAAACUGUGUCCCUGUCUUGAUGUUCCUCCCUGAAGGAUUGUAAACUAGGCACCUUAUGUUGGCAGUCAGGAUAAAUUGGGACUCUCCCUUUUGUGGAUUUACAUAUGUACAAGUCACCAGAGCAGAGGUUGGGUGAUUUCGGCCCCCUGCAGUUAAAACAGUAAACAUUCUUGUAACAGGAACCUUAUUCCUUACACGUUCAAGGAGAAAAUGAAUUCUAAUUUACAUGCUAUUGUGGUUAACAAAGGCAAAACAUGCUGUCAA
This is a messenger RNA of Trematomus bernacchii (emerald rockcod), 2423 nucleotides long. Its product is annotated as zinc finger protein 705F. The transcript is spliced from 2 exons. Lineage: Eukaryota; Metazoa; Chordata; Actinopteri; Perciformes; Nototheniidae. The coding region runs from base 147 to 1325 and encodes 392 amino acids. The record is from RefSeq and is a predicted model, not a curated record. Gene Ontology annotation, cellular component: nucleus.